Molecule: messenger RNA, 3965 nt
Organism: Erythranthe guttata (spotted monkey flower)
Lineage: Eukaryota; Viridiplantae; Streptophyta; Magnoliopsida; Lamiales; Phrymaceae
Product: DNA-directed RNA polymerase II subunit RPB2
Biological process (GO): DNA-templated transcription
Molecular function (GO): DNA binding; ribonucleoside binding; DNA-directed RNA polymerase activity
Source: RefSeq, a predicted model, not a curated record
AGCGACACACACAGAGAGAAACCCUUGUAUCUAUAAUUUGACUACAAUUGGACUUCACGAAGAAAUUAAGGAAUCGUUAACUGAAAAUUCGAAAGAAUGGAUAUGGAUGAAGAAUUCUACGAACAAGGGUACCCCGAUGAAGAGUUCGAGGAAGAAGACGAGGAAGAGAUAACUCAGGAGGACGCGUGGGCUGUCAUCAGUGCUUACUUCGAGGAGAAGGGUUUGGUGCGCCAGCAGCUCGAUUCCUUCGACGAGUUCAUUCAGAACACGAUGCAGGAAAUCGUCGAUGAAUCCGCCGACAUCGAGAUCCGACCCGAGUCUCAGCAUAACCCCGGCCACCAACCCGACUUCGCUGAGACUAUCUAUAAGAUUAGUUUCGGGCAGAUUUAUCUCAGUAAACCGAUGAUGACGGAGUCUGAUGGAGAGACUGCUACGUUGUUUCCUAAGGCUGCAAGGCUAAGGAAUUUGACAUAUUCAGCUCCAUUGUAUGUUGAUGUCACCAAGAGAGUCAUAAAGAAAGGUCAUGAUGGUGAAGAAGUUACGGAGACUCAGGAUUUCACGAAAGUCUUUAUUGGAAAGGUUCCUAUUAUGCUGAGGUCAAGUUAUUGUACACUCUAUCAAAAUUCUGAGAAAGAUUUGACAGAGUUGGGAGAGUGCCCAUAUGACCAGGGUGGUUAUUUCAUCAUCAAUGGCAGUGAAAAGGUUUUGAUUGCUCAGGAGAAGAUGAGCACCAAUCAUGUCUAUGUAUUUAAAAAGCGGCAACCAAACAAGUAUGCUUAUGUGGCUGAAGUUCGGUCCAUGGCGGAGACCCAAAAUAGGCCGCCUAGUACAAUGUUUAUCCGGAUGCUUGCUCGAACUAGCGCCAAAGGGGGUUCAUCGGGACAAUAUAUACGCGCCACCCUUCCAUAUAUUCGCUCUGAGAUUCCGAUUAUUAUUGUGUUUCGGGCAUUAGGAUUUGUUGCUGACAAAGAUAUAUUAGAGCAUAUCUGCUACAAUUUUCAAGAUACUCAGAUGAUGGAGCUUCUGAGGCCCUCCUUGGAAGAAGCAUUCGUGAUCCAGAAUCAACAGGUUGCUCUGGAUUACAUUGGGAAAAGAGGAGCCACUGUUGGUGUUACCAGAGACAGAAGAAUCAAGUAUGCCAAAGAGAUUCUUCAGAAAGAAAUGCUUCCUCAUGUUGGCGUCGGGGAAUAUUGCGAGACAAAGAAGGCUUAUUAUUUUGGUUAUAUAAUCCACCGGCUUCUGCUGUGUGCACUUGGCCGAAGGGCAGAGGAUGAUAGAGAUCACUAUGGCAAUAAGCGACUGGAUCUUGCUGGUCCUUUGCUUGGUGGUCUAUUUCGAAUGCUAUUCAGAAAGUUGACCAGGGAUGUGAGGGGUUAUGUUCAGAAGUGUGUUGAUAAUGGGAAGGAUGUGAAUUUGCAAUUUGCAAUAAAAGCCAAAACAAUUACCAGUGGUCUAAAAUACUCGCUUGCUACUGGCAACUGGGGCCAAGCAAACGCAGCGGGUACAAGAGCUGGAGUUUCCCAGGUCUUGAAUCGCUUGACUUAUGCCUCUACAUUGUCUCAUUUACGAAGACUCAACUCCCCCAUUGGCCGUGAAGGUAAACUGGCUAAACCAAGGCAGCUACACAAUUCACAGUGGGGAAUGAUGUGUCCUGCAGAGACACCGGAAGGACAAGCGUGUGGUUUGGUGAAGAACCUUGCGUUGAUGGUCUAUAUAACAGUUGGUUCAGCAGCAUAUCCAAUUCUAGAAUUUUUGGAGGAAUGGGGUACCGAAAAUUUUGAGGAAAUUUCUCCUGCUGUGAUUCCUCAAGCAACAAAGAUCUUUGUGAACGGUUGUUGGGUUGGUAUCCAUCGUAACCCUGAUAUGUUAGUGUCUACUCUCAGACGUUUGAGGAGACGUGUUGAUGUCAAUACUGAGGUUGGGGUGGUUCGAGAUAUUCGUCUGAAAGAACUUCGUAUAUAUACCGAUUAUGGUCGUUGCAGUCGUCCGUUAUUUAUUGUUGAAAAGCAAAGACUUCUUAUAAAAAAGAAGGAUAUUCAAGCAUUGCAACAAAGGGAAUCUCCUGAUGAUGGUGGCUGGCAUGACUUAGUUGCGAAAGGAUUUAUAGAAUACAUCGAUACAGAAGAAGAAGAAACAACUAUGAUUUCCAUGACAAUAAAUGAUCUUGUAAGUGCAAGGAUAAAUCCAGGCGAGGCUUAUUCAGACACUUAUACACACUGUGAGAUUCACCCAUCGUUGAUAUUGGGUGUUUGUGCUUCAAUCAUUCCAUUUCCUGAUCACAACCAGUCACCACGUAACACAUACCAGUCCGCUAUGGGUAAACAAGCCAUGGGUAUUUACGUCACUAACUACCAAUUUCGAAUGGACACCUUGGCUUAUGUACUCUACUACCCUCAAAAGCCUCUCGUGACUACACGUGCUAUGGAACAUCUGCAUUUCAGACAGCUCCCAGCUGGCAUUAACGCCAUUGUUGCCAUUUCUUGCUACUCCGGUUACAAUCAAGAAGAUUCGGUUAUUAUGAACCAGUCAUCGAUCGACCGUGGCUUUUUCCGAUCACUAUUUUUCCGUUCGUACAGAGACGAGGAGAAGAAGAUGGGUACCCUAGUCAAAGAGGAUUUCGGCCGCCCUGACAGAGCUAACACCAUGGGUAUGCGUCACGGUUCUUACGAUAAACUGGACGACGAUGGGCUAGCGCCGCCAGGAACUAGAGUCUCCGGUGAAGAUGUCAUCAUCGGAAAAACGACCCCCAUAACCCCCGACGAAGCUCAAGGCCAAGCAAACGCCCGCUACACAAAACGUGACCACAGCACGAGCCUACGUCACAGUGAAACCGGCAUGGUUGAUCAGGUCCUGUUGACCACAAAUGCAGACGGUUUGAGGUUCGUCAAAGUUAGAGUUCGGUCGGUUCGAAUACCUCAAAUUGGAGACAAGUUCAGUAGUAGGCACGGUCAGAAGGGGACAGUGGGCAUGACUUACACACAGGAAGACAUGCCUUGGACUCUCGAAGGGAUAAAUCCCGACAUUAUCGUAAAUCCACACGCUAUCCCUUCUCGCAUGACGAUUGGUCAGUUGAUCGAGUGUGUUAUGGGCAAAGUUGCAGCCCAUAUGGGCAAAGAAGGAGAUGCAACUCCCUUUACAGAUGUGACUGUGGAUAAUAUCAGUAAAGCUUUACAUAAAUGUGGCUAUCAAAUGAGGGGCUAUGAGACUAUGUACAAUGGGCAUACUGGGAGGAAGCUUACUUCGAUGAUAUUUUUGGGCCCCACUUAUUACCAGAGGCUGAAGCAUAUGGUUGAUGACAAGAUUCACUCUCGAGGAAGAGGGCCUGUCCAGAUUCUGACAAGGCAGCCCGCUGAAGGGCGGUCGCGUGACGGUGGUUUAAGGUUUGGUGAGAUGGAAAGGGAUUGUAUGAUUGCGCAUGGUGCUGCGCAUUUUCUCAAGGAGAGGCUUUUUGACCAGAGUGAUGCUUAUAGAAUUCAUGUUUGUGAGAAGUGUGGUUUGAUUGCUAUUGCCAACUUGAAGAAGAAUUCGUUCGAGUGUAGAGCGUGCAAGAAUAAAACUGAUAUCGUUCAGGUGCACAUUCCGUAUGCUUGUAAGCUGCUAUUCCAGGAGCUGAUGUCUAUGGCCAUUGCUCCGAGAAUGCUGACGAAGGAUAUUAAACAGUCGAAAGAGCAGAAGAAGAAAGGGGCUUGAUUUUCGAUUUUGGAAAUAUGACGAUGAGUUUAAAAACCGAGCGUAUAGUUUGUUUUUGAAGAUGGGACGGAGAUUUUAUUUGUGGAGGUGUAUAAGCAAAGCUUACAUGUAUUUGUUGAUGGAAUUUGUGUACGAUUAUGUUGCGUAAUAUUUUCUCAAGAUUUGAUGGACUACAUAUAUUAGCUUCAAAACAUAAAUUUGUUUUAGUGGUGUACAAUUGAAGAAUUUUGUGUUUAUUCAUCUUUGUGUUGUUAUAUAUGGUAUAUGAUUUCGAU